Messenger RNA from Ostertagia ostertagi, 786 nucleotides. Lineage: Eukaryota; Metazoa; Nematoda; Chromadorea; Rhabditida; Trichostrongylidae. The record is from the annotation of a GenBank genome assembly.
AUGGACGACGAACUCGCUCUGCUUGAACUCUACAUGGAGGAAAAGGCGCCUACGGCAAGCUGCCUGGAGAAUAGCCUCACCCUAACGAUGGAUGGAAUCGACAGGCAACUCGAAACUGCUGCUAUUAUUCGCUCAGACUGGACGCAUAUGAAAGGAGAUGUACUUAACUUCAGUCCACCCCAGGAACAAGUGAUCGAACUGAAUCGAAUUCUCAGGGCAGCUGAAUCGGCGAAGGAAAAGAUAGAAGUGGUACGAAAGAUUAUUCGACCCCAUCGAUGCAAGAACUGGAUACAAGUGCAGAAAAGAUCAAUCAACAUCUCCGAGAUCCUCUCGAAGAGCGACGACGAAAUCAAACGCCUUGGAACUCUAGUAAAAGAAAUCGAGAAGGAACUCUUGAAAGUGGAACGAGAAGUUUACAAUUCGAAGCAAUACGACCAAGCCGAAACGCACAAAAGGAUGGCAUUCAUGCUCAUCGUACGAGCUGGAAGCAAUAAGAACACAGUACGAAGGAACAGCUUAACCAACAACAAGUUCCGAAAAAGGAAAAAAGAGAAGAGGCAGAAGGCCGAAAUCUCUGACAAGGCCUACUUCGAAAGAAUGAUCGAAGAAGUUAACGACGAAGAUGAUCGAAUGGAGGAAGUACCUAAUCUGGAGGACAUUUCAAGCGACGACGAAGACGACCGUGACAUCGAUAGAAGAGAUAGUUCCGACGAAAUCACAAGUAUCAAUCGACUCAAGAAGACCUAUGGGAAAUGGAAGAUGUUCUUCACAAGUUUCCAUACAGAA